Helianthus annuus (common sunflower) is the source of this 760-nucleotide messenger RNA. RefSeq lists its product as uncharacterized. The transcript is spliced from 4 exons. NCBI's taxonomy places the organism in Eukaryota, Viridiplantae, Streptophyta, Magnoliopsida, Asterales, Asteraceae. Bases 10 to 462 code for a protein of 150 amino acids. The record is from RefSeq and is a predicted model, not a curated record.
UAUUGUUACAUGCAGGACAAUAUACUGUUCAGAAUGAUAAAUUUGGAACUCGACUGUUUCUCAACAAUCAAUGAGGUUAAUGAACUUCGUAGGAGGCUUUUAGUGAAACAAUUUGAAGCUGGUGCUUCUUCUUCUCAAACCAUACUUUCAUCCCAGAGUGUAUUUCCAGUCCGUCAAGAAUUUCUGAUUGAGACUCCUAAGAGACACGUUGAUGAAAUUAUCGAGAUUGAAAGCGUAAUGUCGUGUGUGGUAGUUGCAACGAUCAAAAUUGUUCAAGAAAACUAUGGGUGGUUUUAUCCGGCAUGUCGAAACUGUAACAAGAAGGUGUUGACUAAAACUGAAUACUUACAAUACGCUAAAACCAUUUCUGAUGAGGUCAUGGAUCUGUCACCUACUUCAUUGGUUUGCCCAAAAUGCGAUAAAGAAUGCACAUCGAUAACCACUAAUUCAAGGUACAUUUGAGAGUUCAAGAUGAAACCGGUAGUGUGUCUUUUGUGAUGUUUGAUAAAGAUGUAAUCAAGCUCGUUGGUUCAACUGCGAGUGAUAUAAGGGAACGCCAACUGAAGCGGAUGAUACUGAAAGUUUUCCACAUGAAAUAUCACGGUUGGUCGAAAAGAAGUUGGCUUUUAAAAUUGAAGUUUCUGAUUACAACCUUAACCAUGAAUACCACGUUUACACUAUCCAAAAAGUAGGGGUGAGCAAGAAAACCGAAAUAACCGAACCGAAAAAACCGAACCGAAACAAAAACCGACGGUUCGGA